Salvelinus fontinalis (brook trout) is the source of this 3764-nucleotide messenger RNA. RefSeq names its product inositol monophosphatase 1-like. The transcript is spliced from 9 exons. Gene Ontology annotation, molecular function: inositol monophosphate 1-phosphatase activity. NCBI's taxonomy places the organism in Eukaryota, Metazoa, Chordata, Actinopteri, Salmoniformes, Salmonidae. The coding region runs from base 535 to 1371 and encodes 278 amino acids. The record is from RefSeq and is a predicted model, not a curated record. Gene Ontology annotation, biological process: phosphatidylinositol phosphate biosynthetic process; inositol metabolic process; signal transduction.
CACCGCCAGCAUUCAAAAGUGACCAAAACAUCAGCCAGGAAGCAUAGGAACUGAGAAGUGGUCUGUGGUCACCACCUGCAGAAUCACUCCUGUUUUGGGGGGUGUCUUGCUAAUUACCUAUAAUUUCCACCUUUUGUCUAUUCCAUUUGCACAACAGCAUGUGAAAUUUAUUGUCAAUCAGUGUUGCUUCCUAAGUGGACAGUUUGAUUUCACAGAAGUGUGAUUGACUUGGAGUUACAUUGUGUUGUUUAAGUGUUCCCUUUAUUUUUUUGAGCAGUGUAGUUUGAUUACAUUUUAGGGUAUCUGAGGAGUAAAUAAAAAUGUAUUUCGACUUUUUGAAACAAAGUUUAGGGGUAGAUUUUCUGAUUAUUUUCUCUGCAUGUUGAACGAGUGGAUUAGUCAAAUCGAUGUUGCCAACUAAACUGACUUUGGGAUAUAAAGAAGGAUUUUAUCUAACAAAACGACACUACAUGUUAUAGCUGGGACCCUUUGGAUGACAAAUCAGAGGAAGAUUUUCAGCAAGUUGUCGUCAUCAUGGCAGACCCUUGGAAAGAGUGCAUGGACCACUGCCUUGAGGUGACCAAAGAGGCUGGGAAGAUGAUCCAAGAAGCGUUGCAGAAGGACAUCUCCAUCAUGCAGAAGAGCUCCCCUGUGGACCUGGUCACUGAGACCGACCAGAAGGUGGAGCAACUCAUCAUCUCCUCCAUCAAGGAGAAGUUCCCCACACACAGUUUUAUAGGUGAAGAGUCUGUAGCGGCGGGAGCAUCCAGCAACCUAACUGAUAAUCCCACCUGGAUCAUUGACCCCAUUGAUGGGACCACCAACUUUGUCCACAGAUUCCCCUUUGUCUCUAUGUCGAUUGGUUUUGCUGUGAAGAAAGAGAUAGAGUUUGGCAUUGUCUACAGCUGCCAAGAGGACAAGAUGUACACAGCACGGAAGGGGAAAGGGUCAUUCUGUAAUGGAGAACCCAUCAAAGUGUCUGGGCAGGAAGACAUCACCAAGUCCUUGGUCCUGACAGAGAUGGGCUUUAAGAAGGAUCCAGAGCACUUCAAAACCAUGAUGGGCAACAUCGAGACAAUCCUCACCAUCCCUGUACACGGCAUCCGCUCGCCGGGCAGUGCGGCAGUCAACAUGUGCCUGGUGGCGUGCGGAGCGGCUGAUGCCUACUACCACAUGGGCAUCCACUGCUGGGACAUGGCUGGAGGAGCUGCCAUCAUUAGAGAGGCUGGGGGUGUCAUCAUGGACAUCUCAGGAGGCCCAUUUGACCUGAUGUCCAGGAGGCUGAUCAUUGCCAGCAGCAGAACCAUCGCAGAGCGCAUCUCCCAGGUGAUAAAAGCAUUCCCUGUAGGAAGGGACGACAUCGAGGGAUAGAGUACCAUCACAUGCACGCACAGAGGGAAUGACAGAUGGCUGCAGGUGCAUGCACACCCAGCAGGAAGCACCCAGCAGAACACACAUACACACAUUUAGAUGAGUCAGGAUCCUCUCUGCGCCUUAAUUGUUAAACUGGUGGUAUUAACUUUUCUCUGAAUGCACCUCAGUGGAUUUGCGAAAACCUAUCAAUGAAGACCAACUUUAUUCAUUUAAUUGACUGUUUGCCCCUCAAGGGCUUUGACUUGUAUCUCAUUUUUGGGGGGUAUUUAAGUGAGAACAAGAUUAGGAAAUGUGGUCAUUGUAGACCAAGACAUUUUCUGUCUCAAUCAUACACCACAUGGCCAAAGGUAUGUGGACAACCUUCAAAUUUGUGGAUUUGUUUAUUUUAGCCACACUCAUUGCUGACAAGUGUUUAAAAUCAAGCACACAGCCAUGCAAUCUCCAUAGACAAACAUUGGCAGUAAAAUGGCCUUACUGAAGAGCUCAGUGACUUUCAACGUGGCACUGUAAUAGGAUACCAUCUUUCCAAUAAGUUAGUUUGUCAGAUUUCUGCUAUGCUAGAGCUGCCCCGGUCAACUGUAAUUGCUGUUAUUGUGAACCAUUGCGUCUAGGAGCAACAACGGCUCAGCCGCGAAAUGGUAGGCCACACAAGCUCACAGAACAGGACCGCCGAGUUCGUCAGGGGAGCUUCAUGAAAUGGGUUUCCAUGGCAGAGCAGCCGCAACACCAGCCUAAGAUCACCAUGCGUAAUGCCAAGCGUCGGCUGGAGUGGUGUAAAGCUCGCCGCCAUUGGACUCUGGAGUAGUGGAAACGUGUUCUCUGGAGUGAUGAAUCACGCUUCACCAUCUGUCAAUCCGAUGGACGAAUCUGGGUUUGGCGGAUUCCAGGAGAACGCUACCUGCCCCAAUGCCUUAUGCCAACUAUAAAGUUGUAGACUUUAAAGUCUGUAGCAACAGACUAUAAAGUCUGUGGCUGUUUUUCAUGGUUCAGGCUAGGCCCCUUAGUUCCAGUGAAUGGAAAUCUUAACGCUACAGCAUACAAUGACAUUAUAGACGAUUCUGUGCUUCCUGUUUCAGCAUGGUAAUGCCCCCGUGCACAAAGGGGGGUCCAUACAGAAAUGGUUUGUCGAGAUGAGUGUGGACAAACUUGACUGGCCUGCACAGAGCCCUGACAUCAACCCCAUCGGAAACCUUUGGGAUGAAUUGGAAUGCAGACUGCGAGUCCGGCCUAAUCGCCCAACAUCAGUGCAUGACCUAACUCCUAAUGCUCUUGUGGCUCAAUGGAAGCCAGUCCCUGCUGCAAUGUUCCAACAUCUAGUGGAAAGCCUUCCCAGCUGAGUGGAGGCUGUUAUAGUAUCAAAGGGGGAACAACUCCAUAUUAAUGGCCAUGAUUUUGGAAUUAAAUGUUCAACGAGCAGGUUCUCCACAUACUUUUUGUCAUGUAGUGUAAGUUGCAUCUUUUAAGUAACUGUAUUAUAACUUGAACAAAUAACACGAACCUCAGCAGUAUAUGGCUUCCUUGACUGAUUUAGAAUCUUGAGUUACAAAGACAUCCAUUGACUUUCCACAAUAUAUAUAUAGGGAAAUCUGUAUUUAUUUAGAUCUGAAUUGUAAGUAAUUAUUUUCCUACUCUACUACAGUGCUAAAUACUUGAUAUGUUAUGUACUGUGAGGUAUAUUUAUUUAUUGCAGGUAUUGGUAUAAAAUGUUAAUGCUUUCACAAUAACUUGUUACCCACAUUUUAUUAUUUUACAAACCUCUCAUAUUUGGAGUGACCAUACAUUGAAUCCUCACUCCCAGAGAACAUACCAUACAUACAUACCUGACGUUAGCUUAUAAGCCAUAAAGAGUAUUGCAGAUAUCUUACUAUGAGUGUAGCUUUGUAUGAUUUAGUGACUAAAUCAAGACAUGUUUUGAGAAGUGAUGUUCUGUAAUGUUUUCUUAGGAUGUAUGAAGAGGGAAGUAAAAAAAUAAAUAAAAAAAAUGUCAUUUCUAUACUAAUAAUGAUAUUGCCACACAUUUCUUUAUGAAUAACUGAUGGGUAUAGUGUUUUGUAUUUUUGUUCCUUUAUGUAGUCGCUGUUGUCUGUGCUAACAGCGAGGUGGAAGAAAGAUCUUCACAUCACAUAAAUCGGUAAUUUAAAAAAGCCCAUGCCCAAACAGGAAAGUCACAAGAGAUGAGAAUAUGUAGCAAUGGUUAGUUAUCACGGGAAGGCUAAGAAUCACGUUGUCUGUCUGAACUGUCGCCUGAUAAAACCAAUUUGUGUUACAGCCAACCUGAGGAUAGAAGGUCUUGAUAAUAAGCUCUUUGAAUUAGGUUUACAUUUAAUUAUUUUGGAAUGUUUUAUCAAGGGUCAAUACAUUAUUUUAUAAAGAACAUACAUUCACACCAA